AUGCAGUUCUGGAAACCAAUUGGGUCGAUCGCGUUCCUGGCGUCAUGUCUUCCAGCUGUCUGGGCUGGGCAGGUCGGUGCCACGGUCAAGACGACUAGCGGCCGGAUUCAAGGCCAUGUCGCUGAGCGCAAGCCUGCUGUCUCCGAAUACUUGGGUAUCCCUUAUGCUGCGGCGCCUAUUGGCGACUUGCGAUUCGCCGCGCCGGUUUCUUAUAGGUCGAAUGGGUCAACGAUUCAUGCACAUUCCUAUAGCGUUGACUGCCCGGCCAAUAGUGCCCAGCCCCCAGACUAUCCUGGGUUCACUCCACAGGCCAAGCGGAUUAUGCGGGAGUUUACUACGGGGAAUGAGCAGGGUGAAGAUUGUCUCUAUAUGAACAUCUGGACGAGACCUACCGUCAAGCCUAAGCCUGUGUUGAUGUUUAUCCAUGGGGGACGCUUCACGAUUGGUGGUGCCCACAGCCCCUACUAUGACGGACAGGGAUUGGCAAAUGACCAGGAUGUCGUUGUUGUGACCUUCAACUACCGACUCAACAUCUUCGGCUUCUCGGGGGCACCUGGCCUCCCCCAGAAUAUUGGCCUUCUCGACCAGCGCAUGGCAGUCGAAUGGGUCCACCGCAACAUCGCUGCUUUUGGUGGUGACCCUGAACGCAUCACCAUCUUCGGCCAAUCAGCCGGUGGUGCCUCUGUCGACUACUACGCCUAUGCAUGGAAAGAGAAGCCUCUCGUCGCUGGCCUGAUUUCUCACUCUGGAACAGCGCUGAGCUUUGUGCCCAACACCCCCAGCCAAACGGCCAAUUACUUCUACACUGUCUCCAAGACCCUUGGCUGCGGAGAUUCGCGCACCGAGCCCCACAAGGUCAUUGAGUGUAUUCGUGGCAAGUCGUGGAAGGAGGUGGUGAAGGCUACUGCCAAGGUAUCAUUCGCUCCGUCGCCUGCUCUUCCCCAGCCAGUGUUCCACCCGACUGUGGACAAUGUGACCGUGUUCAAUGACUACCCUAGUCGAUCCCGCAAAGGCGAAUUUGCUUCUAUCCCGUACCUCGCCACAAGCAACAACUACGAACCCGGCUUCUACCGCAUCAGCGCCUUCGCAAACAACAUCUCCUUGACAGACACAGAGUGGGACAGAUUCAACCUGGCAGGAUUCACUUGCGCCAGCAAAUAUGCGGUAGACGGUCGUCUCGCCUACGCCGUUCCGGCCUGGCAAUCUCGCUAUUUCGGCGACUGGGACAGCCAGUAUCUAUACGAUGGCAGUGGCGCAUACCAUGGAAGUGAUAUCCCGAUGCUGUUUGGCAGCGGAGAGGAGGUCACUGGUAUCCCCAACAGCGAGUUGCAGGAGAAGUAUUCGAAUUACAUGGGGGCGACGUGGGUGGCUUUUGCUAGUGACCCGCGUCGUGGCCUGGAAAAGCAGGGAUGGCCAGCGUUUGAUGCGUCAAAGCCGAAGAGGACGAUAGUUGGUCUGGGAUUCAAAAAUGGAACUCUUGCCAAAUUCCUUGAUCCUGCUGAUGUUGAGAAGGAAUGUGCCGCUUUGCAUGGUAGUAGCCUUCCUGGAAAGGGUGGAUUCUAG
Molecule: messenger RNA, 1563 nt
Organism: Penicillium argentinense
Lineage: Eukaryota; Fungi; Ascomycota; Eurotiomycetes; Eurotiales; Aspergillaceae
Product: Carboxylesterase type B
Exons: 7
Coding region: 1-1563 (520 amino acids)
Source: RefSeq, a predicted model, not a curated record